Molecule: messenger RNA, 1852 nt
Organism: Phanerochaete carnosa HHB-10118-sp
Lineage: Eukaryota; Fungi; Basidiomycota; Agaricomycetes; Polyporales; Phanerochaetaceae
Exons: 4
Biological process (GO): protein phosphorylation
Molecular function (GO): protein kinase activity; ATP binding
Source: RefSeq, a predicted model, not a curated record
CUGAUCAUGUCUUUCAGAUAUUCUACAGAGAGGCCGCGCUUAUCCGUGGCAUAAAUCACAAACAUAUCUGUCCGAUAAUUGGUAUCUAUAAGCCUGGAGAAUCCCUCACCGGCCCCAUUUUCUUGGUGCUCCCUUGGAUGAGCUACGGCAAUGUCCUGCAAUACAUAGAGAAAUCUGGUGAAGAGGACGCUAUUCGAUUGGCGAUAGCAUCAGGACUGGAAUACCUGCACAAGAAACACGUGGUUCAUGGAGACCUACAUGCUGGAAAUAUCCUCAUCGAUGCAGCCGGGGCUGUUCGUCUGGCAGAUUUCGGGCUCGCCAACUUCUCAGACGCCGGAAUGAGCUGCAGCUCAGCGCGGGCCGGUGCGACGCGCUAUAUGGCUCCCGAGAUACUUGACCCGGACCGUACUCUGCUCUCACCCAUCCAUCAUACGCCUGCCAGCGACAUGUAUUCGUUUGGCCAGGUGUCAUGGCAUAUUUAUACCGGGAAGAUACCCUUCCACAACCUGAACAACUAUCAGGCAAUGUCUGCCAUCAUUAACGGCAAGAGUCAGGAACGUUCGCUAUCUGAUAAGCAUAUCCCCGACGCAUUGUGGCAUAUUAUGCAAUUGUGUUGGUGCUUUGAGCCGCACCGACGUACCGAUGCCCUGACAGUCCGCUCUCAGCUCGAGGCCGUCGGUGCUGCUGGUCACUCCGACUCACUCCAGCCUCCUAAUUCCGGCGUCGACACACCUGCCAACUCCCCGCGGUCUUCUGAACUAGCGCUCACUCCCUCUGAUGCUAAUGUAUUCAACGCGGAGUCACCAUCUCCGUCUGCUGACGAAAGUUCCAACAGACAUCAAGACGGCAGCGAAAUCCUCGUAUCUGUUGACGCUAUCCUCUCCGAUAGUGGUCUUCUACCGACCAUACUCGACGCCUUUCGACAGCAAGAUCCGCACACGCCAGACGAUGUCAUUGAUUUUGUGCUAAAAUUAAUCUCUCAUCGUGUCGCAGCCACAGCUGAGGACGUCGUUAACACAUACGGUCACCUGCCCCUGGAUCUGUUAUCCAACCAAGACUGGACUGAGCUAUCGUCUCUUGUCGUCAACACCAUCAAAGCCCAUCAUCUCGACGUCCCUCCGCCCACUGAAGCUCCGACUUGGCUUGUCAAAGCGCUCGCGCUCGUCUUGUCUCCAAGCGGCCACGAGCUCACUCCGCGUCGUCACGUCACUGUUUACCGGUGCUUCCUAGAGGAACAAGAUCCAAAUCAUGCCAUACUACAGAACGUGAUUUCGCCCGCGGUCACCAGAUCAGGUGCCGACAUCACGACCACCAUGAGGCUCAUUUUCGCCCUUAUCGAUCUCGCCCUUCGAGACCGUGACCGUGCCAUUCCAGCUGCUCACGAGCCCAAACUCCUAGACCUCGACGUUCUGCAGGACCGAACAACCUAUCAGCCUCUGUCGAACAUCAUGGGGGCAGCGAUGAAUGCGUUAAAGCAGCACGAUAAAAUACGGACUGCCCGCCGUGCGCGGGAGCUCACUUCCAUCGACAACCAGCCCUACAGCUCCGCUCCUACGACCGAGGAUGUCUCCAUUGCAAAUUCCAUCCUUCUCCUAUUCUCCGGAUCGUCUCGAGCUGUGCCACAGGACGUGAGGGAUUUCAUGUACGGCUAUGAAAUCAGCAGCCGACCUCUCUCUGUGAUCUUGGACGCUCUAUCUACUGCCAUGCUCGCUCCCAACAACACCGAGAAUGGACCAGCAGCACCCUCCGCGGCAUUUGGGCACCCUUCGUACAGAGUACGCGCAGUGCUCCGCUUCCUCUCGUUGUACUUCAAGCCGGGCGGCCUGAGCCUACCCCUCGAAUCCAUGCCAAA